Molecule: messenger RNA, 2628 nt
Organism: Cottoperca gobio
Lineage: Eukaryota; Metazoa; Chordata; Actinopteri; Perciformes; Bovichtidae
Gene: rcc2
Product: regulator of chromosome condensation 2
Biological process (GO): negative regulation of GTPase activity
Cellular component (GO): membrane
Molecular function (GO): small GTPase binding
Source: RefSeq, a predicted model, not a curated record
UUUUACCCUGAGUGUUUCUUCGUCCAGUUGGUGAGAGCUUGGUUUCCUGUAUGAAUACUUAAUGCAAACCACGUGGUCUGAAAGCAGACUGCAGCUUCUUUUGUUCAAAUCAAUCAAACCGAAGACGGGUAGAGAGCUGAAUCAGGAAAUCACCGAUUGAAGAAUGCCACGUAAGAAGGUGACAGAUGUCUCAGGGAAUGGAGGGAUGAAAAAGAAGAGGGCCAGUGGCAAAAGGAAAGAGAGGGACUUCAGUAGCGACGAUGAGUUUGACUAUGAACAGGAGAACAACAAGAAACCUGGCAAGCCUGCCGCCAAGUCUGGUCUGCAGCCUGUCACUGUGGCAGAUGAUGUCAAAGAGAAAAUAAAACUUGAGUCCUCAAAGGUAAAAGGUCAACUGCUAAUCUUCGGAGCAACCAACUGGGAUUUGAUUGGAAGAAAGGAGGUGCCUAAACAACAAGUGGCUUUUCGCAACCUGGGCCAGAAUCUGUGGGGUCCUCACCGCUACGGCUGUCUGAGUGAUAUUCAGGUCAGCUCUGUGGUGGCUGGCCCCUGUGCUGCACACAGUCUCCUCAUGACCACUGAGGGCAGGCUGUGGAGCUGGGGUCGUAAUGACAAAGGUCAGUUGGGUCACGGAGAUACCAAGCGCCUGGAGGCUCCCAAGGUAAUUGAGGCCCUAGCAGAUCACGUGAUUGUUGCUGCAGCCUGUGGACGCAAUCACACCCUGGCACUCACAGAGAAUGGCACUGCAUACUCUUUUGGGGAGAACAAACUGGGUCAGCUCGGCCAAGGCAACCAGACUGACGCGGUCCUCAGUCCAGCACUGAUUUCCUACAAUGGCCAGCCCCUGGUGAAGGUGGCUUGUGGCGCUGAGUUCAGCAUGGUGGUGGACUGCAAAGGAAACCUGUACUCUUUCGGCUGCCCGGAGUACGGACAGCUGGGUCACAACAGUGAUGGGAAGUUUAUAGCCCGCGCCCAGCGCAUCGAGUUUGACUGUGAACUCAUCGCUCGCCGCGUCGCCAUCUUCAUUGAGAAGUCAAAGGAUGGCCAGGUCAUGCCUGUGCCUAACGUGGUGGUCCGAGAUGUGGCCUGCGGGUCCAACCACACGCUGGUGUUGGACUCUCAGAAGCGAGUGUUCAGCUGGGGUUUUGGUGGUUACGGGCGUCUGGGUCACACAGAGCAGAAGGAUGAGAUGGUUCCCCGGCUGGUCAAACUGUUUGACUUCCCUGGACGCGGGGCCGGUCAGAUUUGUACAGGCUACCAGUGUUCCUUCGCUGUCAGUGAGAUGGGGGGGCUGUUUUUCUGGGGGGUGACAAACACUUCCAGAGAGUCAACCAUGUACCCCAAAGCUGUGCAGGAUCUGUGUGGCUGGAAAAUCCGCAGUGUGGCAUGUGGGAAGAGCAGCAUCAUUAUUGCAGCAGAUGAGAGUACGAUCAGCUGGGGCCCCUCGCCCACAUUUGGGGAGCUGGGUUAUGGAGACAACAAACCCAAAUCCUCCACCACCGCCCAAGAAGUGAAGACAUUGGAUGGCGUCUACGUUGAGCAGGUGGUGAUGGGCUACUGUCACACUCUGGUGAUUGCCAGACAGGAUACUGAGCAGGACCAGGAGAAACUGAAAAAGCUGCCGGAGUACAACCCCCGAACAAUCUGAUUGGGCCUCCAACACCGACACCUCAACCCUUGUCACCGAAGCAGGAACACCUGGCCUGUUUAGUCAUGGCUGGUGUGCUAGUGGGACGGUUGAGUUCAAGGGGGAAAGAUAUUCACAUCUCAACUACCAGCAAACUGCCUCUACAUCAAUUUGGACACUGAAAUCAGAGAACGUGGGGCUGGAGACACACAGAUUCUUUGUAUAGUCCACCAGCUCUCUCAAUGAACGGUCAAGAUAUCUUCACUUCCCACCUCGAGUGAACCUGCAAAAGUUUGCUCCAAGCACUGCACAGCUAGUAGAGUCAGUCGUGCUUGCCAAAAACCCUUCUCCAUUUUUUUAAUACAGCCAAACGUUCAUGUCUUGUUCUGUUGUUUUUUCUUUGUUGCAGUAUAUAAACAGUUGUUUGUCACAUUGACGGGUGCUACACCACAGGACCCUCAGUCUUUUCCUACUGGGGGCUUUUCAAAGACCAAUACUCCAUACCUGUGCCUUUUUCUACGCGUUUGUUCAGGAUAUGGAAGUGUUGUUCAGCAGAUCAGCUGAUCACUCUGAUUUAGUGCAUAUGGCAGUGCAGCAGGUGUGUGUGUGCAGCUGCCACAGAUUACAAUCAGGAUUUGGAAAGUGAUAUUGUUAGUGCACUCCAUUAAAUGGUUACAUUCCUUUUGUUAUCUUCAGUGUUUGCAUCGAGGAUGCACAUGUCAGUCCUUCCAAGACCUUGGUGUCUGCUAGAUCUUGUCUUAGCUUAUUUGAGUAUUAAUUAUUCUGGCGCUCAAGUGGUUUCACGAGCAGGUCAGAAUCUUCUAAGAAUAUAAUGCACACCUGCGCCUCGAAAAAUAUCAAGAUGUGCUGGACAUGAAGGCAUGUCUUUAAGAACAGCAGAGGUGUUUUCCUCCUACCUGUACUGCAGUCUUUUUUUAUGGUGAAAUGCGUUGCUUUGUUUUUUCAUUGAAAUGGUUAAAUAAAGAUUCAUGUGAACUGAU